AGUUAAUCUGGAGUCCAUCCCUCCCUGAGUCAGCAUCAGGUUUUCUUCCUCCCAGGUCACAUGUGAGGAAUCCACUGUAAAAAGUUUGAACCUUGGGUUUCUGGCUCUGGAUGUCGGGUUGUUUCUGUUGGUGAGGAUCAAAGCAGAAACCAGCAAUGUCUUCCUUCUCCUAUCAACCUUCAGCAGCUUUCUGCUGAAGGCUCAUUUCAGCUGUGUGAAACCAGACCUUCAUCAGGUCCGGAUCUCUUUUUACAGCGUUGAUCAGCAGGCUUGGCUUGUGCUAAACAAGUGAAAGUAAAAGUAAAUCCGUCUGUAAAGCUGUGACACAGCAGGACACACAGCCAGCAGCAGCUUUGUUUCAGGCUCUCGACCUUCUGCCUAACAUGCUUCACACUUUGAACCCCUGUCAGAAGCAGGAUGGAGGCUUCUGCUUCGAGAACAGCCGCAGGAAUGCAGUUCUGGAGUCCAGUUUGUUGGAGGGGAACUACAAAGCCCCCAGUGCCAGGAAGACGGGGACCACCAUCGCUGGGAUGGUUUAUAAGGAUGGAGUGGUUCUAGGAGCGGACACCAGAGCUACCGACGACAUGGUGGUGGCUGAUAAAAACUGCAUCAAGAUUCAUUACAUCGCUCCAAAGAUCUACUGCUGUGGAGCCGGCGUGGCUGCGGAUGCGGAGAUGGCCACGCAGAUCAUGGCGUCCAAUGUGGAGCUGCACAUGCUCAACACCGGCCGCCCCCCCAUGGUUGCCAUGGUGACCAGACAGCUGAAGCAAAUGCUGUUCAGGUACCAGGGACACAUGGGUUCAUCCGUGAUUGUUGGAGGAGUUGAUGUGACUGGAGCUCACCUGUACAGCGUCUAUCCCCAUGGCUCCUAUGAUAAACUACCUUUCCUGACCAUGGGCUCAGGAGCUGCUGCUGCCGUUUCCGUGUUUGAGGACAGAUUCAAACCCAAUAUGGAGGUACGGCUGACCUGCUGUUAUCUUCUAAAACCGACCUGA
This is a messenger RNA of Cyprinodon variegatus (sheepshead minnow), 995 nucleotides long. RefSeq names its product proteasome subunit beta type-7-like. The transcript has 6 exons. Bases 384 to 995 code for a protein of 203 amino acids. The record is from RefSeq and is a predicted model, not a curated record. Gene Ontology annotation, cellular component: proteasome core complex. NCBI's taxonomy places the organism in Eukaryota, Metazoa, Chordata, Actinopteri, Cyprinodontiformes, Cyprinodontidae.